Messenger RNA from Alternaria infectoria, 1098 nucleotides. It is a transcript of the gene RHP51, whose product is annotated as RecA recombinase Rhp51. Bases 1 to 1098 code for a protein of 365 amino acids. Gene Ontology annotation, biological process: mitotic recombination-dependent replication fork processing; DNA recombinase assembly; double-strand break repair via homologous recombination. The record is from RefSeq and is a predicted model, not a curated record. The transcript is spliced from 3 exons. Gene Ontology annotation, molecular function: single-stranded DNA binding; DNA strand exchange activity; ATP-dependent DNA damage sensor activity. Lineage: Eukaryota; Fungi; Ascomycota; Dothideomycetes; Pleosporales; Pleosporaceae. Gene Ontology annotation, cellular component: condensed nuclear chromosome.
AUGAGCGCCGAAGAAGAGCAAUUCGAGGACAGCACCAUGGGUGGCCCCGGAGCCCCCACUCCCGUGUCUGCGCUUGAGGGAGUCAAUGGGUUGACUGCACGCGACAUCAAGUUGAUUGUCGAGGGCGGCUUCAACACCGUAGAGUCGAUUGCCUACACGCAGACCACGGCGAGCACUCGAACAAAUAAAGGGCAUUUCGGAACAGAAGGCUUCGAAAUUGCUUGCAGAGGGUAUGUGGAAAUGAUGCGGCUCUAUCGCCUGUCGCUUACAUUAAUAGCAUCCAAACUCGUCCCUAUGGGCUUCACCACGGCGACCGAGAUGCACUCCCGCCGCAGCGAAUUGAUCUCCAUUACGACCGGCUCAAAACAACUGGACACACUUCUGGCAGGAGGUAUCGAAACAGGCUCCAUAACGGAGAUAUUCGGAGAGUUCCGAACGGGAAAGAGUCAGAUCUGUCAUACCCUAGCCGUUACCUGCCAGCUGCCGUUUGACAUGGGGGGUGGUGAGGGCAAAUGCUUGUACAUCGACACUGAGGGUACCUUCCGUCCAGUCCGAUGUCUGGCCGUCGCGAAUCGAUUCGGACUCUCAGGCGAAGAAGUUCUGGAUAAUGUUGCUUAUGCGCGCGCAUACAACUCGGAUCAUCAGUUGGAGCUGCUCAACCAGGCCGCACAGAUGAUGACGGAAACACGGUUCUCGCUGCUCGUUGUCGAUUCCGCCACCGCACUGUACCGUACAGAUUUCGCUGGACGUGGAGAGCUCUCUGCCAGACAAACGCAUUUGGCCAAGUUUAUGCGUACGCUGCAACGGCUUGCGGACGAGUUUGGUAUCGCCGUUGUAAUCACGAAUCAAGUCGUCGCGCAAGUGGACGGUGGACCAAGUGCCAUGUUCAAUCCCGACCCCAAGAAGCCUAUCGGAGGUAACAUCAUUGCACACGCAAGUACGACUCGUCUCAGUCUGAGAAAGGGCAGGGGAGAGACGCGUGUGUGCAAGAUCUACGACAGUCCAUGCCUGCCCGAGAGCGAUUGCUUGUUUGCCAUUAACGAAGACGGUAUUGGCGACCCCAAGGAGAAGGACCUGGAGGAGAGGAACAACAGGUGA